Molecule: messenger RNA, 1139 nt
Organism: Stegodyphus dumicola
Lineage: Eukaryota; Metazoa; Arthropoda; Arachnida; Araneae; Eresidae
Product: 4-hydroxyphenylpyruvate dioxygenase-like protein
Biological process (GO): aromatic amino acid metabolic process
Molecular function (GO): 4-hydroxyphenylpyruvate dioxygenase activity
Source: RefSeq, a predicted model, not a curated record
UGAUAUUUUGCUGAUUUUUUAGAAACGAUCACGAUGACGAAGGACUGAUACUCGCUGAUGGAGUAGGAUUACGAUUAAAAGCCAUGGAAUACUGGAGGUGCUCAGAAAUUGGUCUUAUGUACCCAGGCUUUUCCUCGAAGCAUCGACAAAGAAACUCUAAUGGUGUUAUGUUAGUUGUGGUGGAAUCAUUACCUGGUCAAACGAAUUGCAAUGUAGAGACUUAUCUUAGAGAACAUGAAGGCCCAGGAAUAGAACAUAUUGCUUUGAGCACGCGAAGCAUAACAGGUACUGUUUCAAAAAUGACUUCACUGGGAGUGAAAUUUAGACAACCUCCAGCUGCGUAUUAUAAUGAACUGAAAAAAGUUCGAGAAAUUCAAGAAAUUGGAGAAGAUUUAACUGAGCUAGAAAAAUUGGGAAUACUUUUGGACAAUGAAGUUGAACCAGGCGAAAAUAAUGAAAAGGAUGGGAGCCCAAAGUACUUGAUGCAAAUAUUUGCGCAUCCGCUGUUUUCAAGGAAAACGUUUUUUAUAGAAGUCAUCGAGAGGUCUGGUGCGAGAGGUCUUGGUGCUGGGAAUAUCAUAGCUUUAGUCCGAUCAAUUAGAGAAGAAGAAAAACGAAAAAUGGCGGAAGCGAAGCAGAAAACGCUGAAUGAAGAAAAUAUUUCAAGCCCGAGACGAUUAUGCUGACAAGAUUAUGAGUGAAAUGCUAGACGGACACUUCUGAUUCUAAGUGAACAGUUUUCCACUUUGAGAACUGUAACUGUAACCUAUUGUAUUAGUUAAGAAAAAUUAACAACAUUCGUGUCUUAGUGGUUGACAUAUAAUUCAAGGUUAAGUUCAAGAACUUAUUGUUAAUAGUGACGAAAAGAUCACAUCACAUUACGGAUAUUAGAGAUUUUUAUUGAGAAGUCAAUGAUUGCUUUAUUUUUCAAGUGUGCAAUAAGAAAUGAGUUUUUCUAUGUAAGCAUUAGCAUUGCAAAAUUAAUGCAGUAUGCUUUAAUGGAGAAAUUAGAUAAAUGUUAGUGUUUUUCUUAAAAAUAGCUAUAAUGAUAAGUAGUUAUGAACUUAAAAAUAGAUUAUAUUUUUUCUUUAUUUUUUGUGAUCUGAAAUAUCAUAUGUGGUACUUUUUAUUAAGGUAAU